AUGUUUUAACUUGUAUUCUAAAUAAUUGAGUUUUUGCUGUCUGUUGGAUUGUGUCUAUUUAUAAAAGUGGGAAGAGAAGAAACUAAAAUGAGUGGGAGAGUUCUUAAAUUUGCAUAUCGAGUGGAAAAGAACCUAUUAUAUAAUUAUGAAUUUGGAAAAUAUACAAAAGUUUUCAGGUUUUGCUUGAUUCCAUUUUUGUUAUCAACUUUAUUUCGCAAAGUGACAAAGCUCAAAUCCUCUUUUAAUUUUUAUCAGAUUAUGUUAUUUGUGGUUGAUCUGUUAUCAUUGACUGAUUGCAUAAACACCACCGAAUCUUAUUAAAGAUAUUGUCUCGUUUAUGCUAUUAGAAUAAUUAGAACUUCCAUCAUGUUAAUUGAUUUAGUUAGAGAUGUUGCAAAAUUGGUUAUGGGACAUUUUGACUAAAGAUUAUAGUCCAAGUAAAUUGAAAUAUAGCAACAACUUCAAUAAAAUCAAUAGGAAUAAGCAAAGUAAUAAGAGAGUUUGAGUGAUGAAUCAGAUCAAGAUGAAUAAUAAAAAUUAAUCAAUACAAAAAAAUAGCAACAAUAAUAAACUAUGAUAAAACGACUAAUAUUUCCGUAAAUGAAAAUUCCUUGCAUUGCAUUAAACUUAAUUAUCAAUCAACAACAAUAUUAUAUCUAAAUAAUUGACCCUUGGAGUUUUGAUAAUUCAUUCUCAACAAUCUCAAUCAGAGAACAAUUAUUGAUAAUGAUCAAACUCAAUUUUUGUUGUUAAGUGUAUUAGACCUUAAAGAAAACCAAAUGUAAUUAAUAAGCACUCUAUCAAUACAGAAAAUUAAUAGCUGAAUAUCUAUCUUAAAUUAUUUGGAUGAAUUGA
Paramecium tetraurelia is the source of this 855-nucleotide messenger RNA. RefSeq lists its product as uncharacterized. The record is from RefSeq and is a predicted model, not a curated record. The transcript has 2 exons. NCBI's taxonomy places the organism in Eukaryota, Ciliophora, Oligohymenophorea, Peniculida, Parameciidae.